GAUUUGGUUAUCCGUAUCAUCUUCAUUCUUGGUAAUUUAACAGCAAAGAAUAACCAGGCCCGUGAGCAAUUUUUUAAAGAAAAAGGAAGUGUUAACACCUUGAUAUCAUUAUUCCAAACCUACCAUGAACUUGAUUUGAAUGCACAGAAGUGGUAUCAUGAAAGAGGAGGGGAAGGACAAAACCACCCAAAGCAUCCUUCAGAAGCAGAAGAUGUUCUCAUAAAACUGUUAAGAGUGCUGGCCAAUCUCACCAUUCAUCCCAGCGUAGGAGCAGCUCUGGCAGCUGCCCAUCCUGUUGUAGAAUUACUUGUUACGGUACUAGAAUACAAGUCAGUUGAUGACUGUGAGGAGUUGGUCAUCAAUGCUGCAACAACAAUCAACAAUUUAUCCUACUACAAAGUGAAGGGUUCUGCUGUUCAAGACAAGAAACUACACAUUGCUGAAAUGCUUUUAAAGCUGUUAAUGAGCAACAACAUGGAUGGAGUUGUGGAGGCUGUCAGAGUCUUUGGCAAUCUUUCCCAGUAUCAUGAGAUCUGUGACUUCAUCAUACAGAAAAAUAUACACAAGUUCGUGAUUGCUCUGCUUGAUGCCAAGAACCAAGAUGUCUGUUUUUCUGCCUGUGGAGUUCUGCUCAAUCUCACAGUAGAUAAGAACAAACGUGCUCUUCUGAUGGAGGAAGGGGGAAUCGGAAAGUUAGUUGAGUGUUUACAGGACUUUGGGCCGUCGGACUGGCAGCUGGCUUGUUUGAUAUGCAAAACCCUGUGGAACUACAGUGAAAACAUCGCAAGUGCGGCCUCAUGCUUUGGAGAAGAUACCGACACGUUGCUGGUGCUGCUCACAUCACUCUUAGAUGGAGAGCUAGCAUUGGAUUACAGCCUCGACGGAGAUUUAAGGGACUACCACAAACUAUAUUGGGAAAGAGAGUUCAAACCUGUGGCAGAAAAACUUCUUGACAGAAUUCAAAGCCAUCACUCCUUUCUUCCCACUGUGACUAUAGCUCCACUUUAA
Tauraco erythrolophus (red-crested turaco) is the source of this 1008-nucleotide messenger RNA. Lineage: Eukaryota; Metazoa; Chordata; Aves; Musophagiformes; Musophagidae. The record is from RefSeq and is a predicted model, not a curated record.